Messenger RNA from Closterium sp. Naga37s-1, 1452 nucleotides. Lineage: Eukaryota; Viridiplantae; Streptophyta; Zygnematophyceae; Desmidiales; Closteriaceae. The record is from the annotation of a GenBank genome assembly.
AUGGGAAAUGCCCUCGCCGCCGACUACGCGGACAAGGCUAGUCCACCCCACGUACAAGAAUUGAGAAGGGAGGUGGCCGGGCGACCUGGUGGCAGUGAUGAUGUCGGAAAGGGGUCGCGCAAGAGUUGCAACCGUUCUUUCGAGGAGCUGUCUAUUUUGCCUCACCUCACACUUGUGCACGAGGUAAUGCGUCUCGAGGUCGACGUCCGUCAGGUGAAGGACAUGGCCAAGACGCAGGAAAGGCACUUGGCACAGCAGCGGGAGAAGUUGUCGGGGCUAAUGGGUUGGGUGGCAGAGAACCAAGAGGCCUUUGAGCGCGGGAUGUUAACCAUGAGCCACAUCGAGGCCCGCCUCGACGAAUCGGAUAAGCGCGGGCGCGCUGAUGUUGCUGACGCAGUCCAGGAGAUCUGUGUGGAGAGGGCAAAUGCGACGUCGCAAAGGGAGACGUUAGCGCUCACACUUGCACGUGUUGAGGCUACUGUGGCGGAUCUGAAAACCAUUGUGACUUCCGCGAUCAACGAUGUCGGUGAGCGGACCCGCACGGAGGUUUGGCACAAGCUUGUCGGCCUUGAAGACUCUAUGGUGCGGGCGGUGGAGCAUGGUGCGGGCGCGGGGGCUAUGAUCCUGAGGGCAGUUAUGGGGAGCAUCGGGGGAAACGCUAGGCCGAUUGCCGACCCUGUGCAUUCCGCGGGUCGGGAUCCCAAACUCGGAGCUGGUGCAGCGGGUGACGAGUGCCUGCCGCUGAUGCUUACGGGCGGUGUUGAGUCAGUGCAUCAUGAAAAGCGCUCUAUUCUGCAGGGUGCCAAAGGCGAGGCUUCCAACCGAGCGAAGAAAGUGAAGAGUGCUGGUGGUAUCACUACUGCUGGCCUGAAAGAGGCCGCUCCUGCGGUUGCUGAUUCGAAGGACGCUUUUGUUGCUUUUGGCAGGCUGGCGAUUGCAGCGGAGGGCACGAAUGAGGGCGCGGAAGAAUCUGUUGGCGACGAGGAGGCCGAGGCGAGGGAUGCGCGGAGGAAGUAUCUUGCGGCGCGGGCAGCGGUGAAAGGUGCUGGUCGUGGGGCUGAGGGGGGGACCUCUAAGAGUGCCGAGAUCAUUCACACGCCGAUGGUCGGUGUCCGUGUUAAACCAUGCAAAAAAAAACCCUUCUCGGUUGAGCUUCAUCAUGGUGGUGAGCGCUUCUAUCUCGGUGCGUUUCCGCGUGCUGGGCCCGCGCGCUAUCUGUCCGCGGUGGCACAGAUCGUGUGGCACGACCGCGUGCAGAAGUCGCUGUUAGUGCUCACGGACCAGGAAGAGGAGGAAUGGACACUCGAUCUCGCUCUCGCCCGAAAGAUGACCACGGGGCUUUACGCGAUUUUCGCGCAGGAUGUUGAACAUUUUCAAGACAAGUCGCGGAUUCUUGGACUCGAAGGUGAAGCCCACGGUCGAGUCUGCGAUUUGUGCUGCUAUUGGCCUUGA